Messenger RNA from Rhinichthys klamathensis goyatoka, 1430 nucleotides. It is a transcript of the gene adisspb, whose product is annotated as adipose secreted signaling protein. The coding region runs from base 205 to 729 and encodes 174 amino acids. The record is from RefSeq and is a predicted model, not a curated record. The transcript has 6 exons. Lineage: Eukaryota; Metazoa; Chordata; Actinopteri; Cypriniformes; Leuciscidae.
GUGGUUCUGACUGGAGGUUUGGGUUUUUUGCGGGUUCAGGUUCUGUUUUAUUUCUGUAACAUCUCGAGAAGUUAUAGACUGUAAUCAACCACAGCAGAAGCCCAUUAUCAGUGAGAACAAGUGAGGUUGUUUUGAGGUCGGAUGAUAUCUACGAUGAGGUCGUAACAGAAGCUAAUCCUGCGUUCGGUCCAGAUUGAUGCCAGAAUGGCCACUGCUAAGAAAGCGUCGUCUAAGACGGGGGGUGUUCGCUUCGCGGAGGAACCGGCCGCCGCCGCCGCUCACUCGCAUGUGCAUUUUGACGAGAAACUGCACGACUCCGUCGUCAUGGUGAUACCCGAAUCAACCGGGAACUUCCUGGUUAAGGUGGGCUUCCUGAAAGCGCAGCACCGAUAUGAGAUCCUGUUCACACUGCCUGAGGUGCCAGAGCUCGGGAAAGACGUGUGUCCAGCCCCCAUCCCCAAUCCACACCUGCGGAUCACUAAUAUAACCGCGUCCUCAGAUGGAGGUCUGAGGGUGACGUGUGAAUAUAUGGCCCAUCAGGAGGGAGUGAUGUGUGAGGAGGUGCAGAUUCUUAGUGAGAGCAAAGAGGACGUGUGUGUGAAGGUCAAAGUUCACGCCCGUGUCAUGGACCGUCUCCACGGGACCCCGAUGCUGCUGGAAGGCGUGCGGUGUGUGGGAGCAGAACUCGAGUACGACUCUGAGCAAAGCGACUGGCAAGGCUUCGACUAAACGCCUGAACACACACACUUCCCCUCUCAGUGGCACAUACUGCGUUUGAAAACACACUGUGGUCACUGGCUUCUUUGUACUGUUACAAUGGAAUGCAGGAAUGAUCUGUCGUUUACUGUAGCUCUCUGUGAUUUGUCGUUUUUCAGGGUUGGAGGGGGAAAAAACAAUCAAAUAGUGUGUUUUGCUCUGAAUUCAAGUAUUAUGACAAUGUUUCUUUUAGAUAAAACAAAUAUAAUAUGCUUUUAUGUCUGUGUUACUGCACUUUCUUGCUCGAAUCUGUGUGAUUUUAAACUCAAUCUAGGGUAAUGCUUGUGCUCACUGUGAAUCAGCCUCUUGUUUGUACCAGUAGGGGGCGCUGCUGACCACAACAUCAAACUUACAUGUUGCACCAUGAACUUUAUCGCAUUGUGGCUUAAAAGUGUGAAUGUUUUGAUUCAUGAACUGAAAUUGAUUUACUCGGAUCAAAUUUCAUUUUAGAUCCAUGUUUGCCCUGAUAUAUUUUAAUAAGAUCGUCACUUUAAGGGCUGUUCAUAAAUCUUUUUAUGUGUAACAUUGGUCUGUUUUGUAGAGCCGAAGUGCCUGAAAUCAUAAACCUUCUUAGUUGAUUUGACUGAUGCCAGCAUGUGAGCCAUUAAACAUUGAAUGUUUGCAGCGUAGUAUUGUAUGGAGCCCCAGAAAAUAUGAGAUGGGAAUUAAAUCAA